UAUCAUUUGUAAAACACCUCGCGGGCAGUGCCUCGGAGGCAUGGACAGCGACUCGGCGGACGAGAGCCAAGUCGUCGGCGACUACGUCCUCGGCAAAACCAUCGGCCGCGGAACGUUUGGCAAGGUCAAGGCCGGCAUGCACCUCCCGACGGGCGAGAAAGUGGCCAUCAAAAUCCUCGAGAAAUGCCGGAUUCUCGAAGUGGCGGACGCCGAGCGUGUCGCGCGCGAGAUCAAGAUCCUCAAGCGCAACUACCACACCAACGUCAUCCAGCUCUACCAAGUGAUUGACACGGCCCAGAGCAUCUACUUGAUCAUGGAGUACAUUGACGGCGGAGAGAUGUUUGAGCACAUCGUCAAGAACCACCGCAUCCGAGAGAAGGACGCGGUGCGCAUGUUUCUGCAGAUCGUCGACGGCCUCGACUACCUCCACCGCAACGACGUCACGCAUCGGGACCUCAAGCCCGAAAACCUCUUGCUGCACGCACACCCGUCGGGCUUGAUUGUCAAAAUCGUCGACUUUGGUCUGAGCAACACGCACGAGCAGAACCGACUGCUGCGCACCGCGUGUGGGUCUCCGUGCUACGCCGCGCCCGAGAUGAUCGAGGGCAAAAUGUACGUGGGCCCGAAAGCAGACAUUUGGAGUCUCGGCGUCAUCCUGUUUGCGAUGGUGUGUGGCUUUUUGCCGUUUGAAGACAACAACACGAGCAUUCUAUACAAGAAGAUCCUCUCGGGACAGUACAAGACGCCCAACUACAUCUCCUCCCUCGUCCAAGAUUUGAUUCGCAAAAUUCUGGAAACGGACCCGGUCAAGCGCUUUAGCCUCGACGACAUUCGCGACCACGCGUGGUGCAAAUCCGUUGAAGCACAGAUGCCCAAGCCGCUCGUGCCGGUCGGAGCGGCCAACAUCAACAAGAUGGCGCUCAUCAAGCUCGAGGAGCUUGGUAUGGACAAGGAGGCCGUGACACAGUCGGUCGCGACACAAGCAUACAACAGUCUCAGCGCGAGCUACUACCUCAUUGCUCUGAAGCUCACGCGGCCCGUCGAGCGCACGGCCAAGCGGCGGCGGUACUCGGCCUACAACCGGAGCUCGGACCGUGCAGCUCUCGAAGACGCGCAAAUGGCCGUCACGAAACCCAAGCCUGUCAAGCCUGUCUUGCCGACGAUCGAGGAUUCCGCUGGGAAAGAGAGCACGGUGGUGCCUGCGGCGACCGUCGACGCCAAGCCACCGACGACGACGAGUGAGCCGAGCAGCAGUGCGCCGUUCAAGCCACCAGUGUCGCUUCGAUCGGGACGCAACCUUGUCGAGGCGGCGACGUCCGUCACCAAUGGAUCCGGCGUCGUGCCCGUCCCGCCGACAGAAACCAAAGAGGCGGCGCCAAAGCCGCGGACGCGCGCCACGAUUUCGCUCGGCGCGGUCUUGGCCCCGAUUCUUCCGGGCGCGUACGACGAGAAUGGCAAGCCGAGCGAGACGGCGCGCGUCGGUGCACUCUCGAUUGCAACGCGCGCGAAAAACAUGAUGCCGUUCAGCUUCAGCGGCGGCGCGCGCAAGGAAGCCAAGGCGAAGCGAGUGACGCGCCACGGCAGUAUCCAAAAGUCCAAGCAAACCGAGCUCGCGAUGGUGCAAAAGCUCAUGAACCGUAUGACCUUUCAUACGCCGGCAACGAUCGAGGAGGAAGAUGCGAGCCCGUCCAAAGACGCGGCGAAAUCGUAUCUGGACACGAGUGGGAGCAGCAAGGACGCGGGCGCUGCAGUAGACGCGGCCAUGAAACCAGAGCCACCGCCCGGCGCCAAACCGUCGCCGCCGAGUUCCAAAAUGGACGAAGUCGUUGCGCCCGUGGCAACAACAACGACAACGACGACGACGACAACGACGACGACAGCGACGACAACGUUGCCAACCAUAGACACCCACGCACUUGUAUAGACAUCAGGUUGUAAAGCUUCGUGG
Molecule: messenger RNA, 1948 nt
Organism: Saprolegnia parasitica CBS 223.65
Lineage: Eukaryota; Oomycota; Saprolegniomycetes; Saprolegniales; Saprolegniaceae
Product: CAMK/CAMKL/AMPK protein kinase
Exons: 8
Coding region: 41-1924 (627 amino acids)
Biological process (GO): protein phosphorylation; intracellular signal transduction
Cellular component (GO): cytoplasm
Molecular function (GO): ATP binding; protein serine/threonine kinase activity
Source: RefSeq, a predicted model, not a curated record